UCCUCCUCAUGUAGACUGGUAUUGCUCCGCUAUGGACGAGAAUCAAAAUAUCUCUGAAUCAAAUUCAACACUUCAUCUAGCCGGAAAGAAAGGUCUGCGUCCUCACUUCUUCAUAGGAAUCUCUCUCGUCUUGGGCUUUACGCUCAUGUUUGUGGUGGACCAGAUUGCCAACUACUGCUCUAUGCACGAACCCCGAGCGCGCGUGUACAGUGGCAACAGUGUUACUGCCACCCUGGGUCUGCUUAUUCACGCCGCAGCUGAUGGCGUUGCUCUGGGUGCAGCUGCGGCCUCAUCACAGGUGUCCGUGCAGGUUGUUGUGUUUUUUGCAGUCAUUUUGCAUAAGGCUCCAGCAGCGUUUGGUCUUGUGUCUUUCCUCAUGCACGCAGGUCUGGAGAGGAAGACUAUUCAGAAGCAUUUACUGGCAUUUUCUGCUGCUGCGCCGCUGAUGGCUAUCAGCACUUACUUCAUCCUGAGUGCAUCUAAUGGCUCUUCUCAGAACCGCCUGAGCGCUACAGGCAUUGGCAUGCUGUUCUCUGCUGGGACUUUCUUAUAUGUGGCCACGGUUCAUGUUCUGCCUGAAAUCAACAGCAGAGGUCAUCAGCGCUCCACUCACCUCCACCCUCACGCAGGACCUGGAGCCUACCAGCAGCAGAGCGGUCUGAGCAUCACAGAGAGCCUGACUCUCAUCCUGGGGACUGGACUUCCUGUUCUGUUGGCCCUCGGACUGCCAGACGAUUAAUCUGUAAAAACCAUCCAACAGCCAAACUUGACAGUGACGUGUAAUAUUUCAUUUUCAAAUGUUUAUAUUUAUAUUAUGACUUCAGAAUGCUCUUUGAGAGUUUUAUGUUUUGUCAUGAUUAGUGUUAUGAAACUCCCCACAUUUUCUGUUUAACGAUUAGACAGCUUUAACUCAUUCAUUUUUUUAUUAGCCGAGAAACAACUACAAGCCAGUGGUGUUUUUAUGUGCAUUGUCAAAGACAAAAAAGAUUAUAUUUGAUACUUAUAUCUAGAAUCAAAAUUUAUUUUGCCUUAAAAAUUAAGUAAUUUGUAUCACCUCCAUAAAGUUGCAAAACUUAAGUGCAAUACAGUGAUCUUUUUCCAAGUAAAUGUAAAAUAUUGUUUAUUUUUUGAAGUUUUCUAUUACACCGAGAAUGCCUUGUAUUGAUAUAAGCCAAUGUUUAUUUUGAGAACUAAAUGCCCUGCAAUCUGACACAUGCAGACUGAUCUCUCUGGUACGUGACAAUCUAUUAAAAGCUGCUAUUUUGAGUGCA
Sinocyclocheilus grahami is the source of this 1271-nucleotide messenger RNA. Its product is annotated as zinc transporter ZIP9-like. NCBI's taxonomy places the organism in Eukaryota, Metazoa, Chordata, Actinopteri, Cypriniformes, Cyprinidae. Gene Ontology annotation, biological process: transmembrane transport; zinc ion transport. The record is from RefSeq and is a predicted model, not a curated record. Gene Ontology annotation, cellular component: membrane. The coding region runs from base 32 to 739 and encodes 235 amino acids. Gene Ontology annotation, molecular function: metal ion transmembrane transporter activity. The transcript has 5 exons.